AUGCAUCCCUCAGCCUUCCUCGCAUCUCUCCUCCCCCUCCUGGCAGCCGCCUCGCCUCUCGUCGAGCGCGCCGGUGGUCCCGCUUCUGUGCCAGUCCCUGCCAGCUGCGCAGUGAUCAACCCUCUCCCCUUCGCUAACUGCGGAAGCUCCAACGUCGAUGGCUACAAGCCCAACCCAGACUUCGUCACCGACCACCUGCUGUACCAAGCCUACUUCACCUCCGGCCAGUCACAGGCAGAGGAUGCGCAGCAGUGCAAGGAGCAAUGCUUCGGCUACGGGAACCCGGGACAGUGCAAGUCGUCGUUUAUCGCCAACCAAGUCCCGACGCCGAAGGGCUACUAUGGAACCAAAGGAGGACAGCUGGAGACGGGAUGUUUGCUGUUUGAUGAGUAUCUGUCGCCCCUGGACUUUAUCAGCAGCAAGGCGGGGCGGUAUGUGAAUGCUACUGCGACGGACAUUUACUGCUCGCGGUGA
Messenger RNA from Saxophila tyrrhenica, 474 nucleotides. RefSeq lists its product as uncharacterized. The transcript has a single exon. NCBI's taxonomy places the organism in Eukaryota, Fungi, Ascomycota, Dothideomycetes, Mycosphaerellales, Extremaceae. The record is from RefSeq and is a predicted model, not a curated record. Bases 1 to 474 code for a protein of 157 amino acids.